This is a messenger RNA of Lotus japonicus, 1132 nucleotides long. Its product is annotated as BURP domain protein RD22-like. The record is from RefSeq and is a predicted model, not a curated record. Bases 37 to 966 code for a protein of 309 amino acids. The transcript is spliced from 3 exons. NCBI's taxonomy places the organism in Eukaryota, Viridiplantae, Streptophyta, Magnoliopsida, Fabales, Fabaceae.
AUACUUUCUCAUCUCUUAUAGUACUUUCUUUCAACUAUGGAGUCUCAUUGGCUUCUUAUAUUGUUUUCUCUCAAUUUGAUGGUGAUGACAGCCCAUGGUGCCUUACCUGCUGAACUUUACUGGAAAAGGAAGCUUCCAGCUACCCCGGUUCCCAAAGCAAUCACAGAGCUAUUGAGAGGAGAUGUAAACACAGGGAAGAGUGUUGAUACUGAUACUCAAUUACAAGAUGAACUCGUCAUAUCUGAUCUUGGUGCUAAGGAGAUUCCAUCACAAGAGAAUGCACUACUCUUUUAUGCUUAUUAUGUUGCUAAAGAGACUCAAUCAAGAAGUUUCUUUGAGGAAUAUCAACUCCAUGCCGGCAACAAAUUCAACGUGAACUUGAAUAAGAUAAAAUCUGUUGUCCCAUUGUUGCCUCGCGAAAUCGCAGACCAUAUACCAUUCUCACUAGACAAGAUGAAUGAAAUAUUUGAGAUGCUAUCUGUGAAACUGGAAUCAAAGAAUGCUGAGAUUGUAGAGAAAACCAUUGGUGAUUGUGAAUCGCCUCCAAUGGACGGAGAGGAAAGAUACUGUGCAACGUCAUUGGAAUCCAUGGUGGAUUUCAUCACUUCCAAGCUUGGGAACAAUGUGCAUGCUAUGUCAACAGAGGUGACAAAGGAAACUAAGUUACAAAAUCUUUUAGUUAAAGAUGGAGUGGAGAAGUUAGCAGAUGAUUACAUAACUGUUUGUCAUCCUAUGGCUUACCCGUAUGUUGUGUUCUGGUGUCAUAAAUUACAAAAGACCAAUGCAUAUUUUGUUCCUCUAGAGGGAGAAGAUGGGGUUAGAGUAAAAGCAGUUGCUGUGUGCCACAAAGACACAUCAAAAUGGGAUCCAAAUCACGCGGCAUUCCAAGAUCUGAAAGUCAAGCCUGGAACGGUUCCGGUGUGUCAUUUCUUACCCGAGGGCCAUCUUCUUUGGCUUCCCAACUAGAUUACCUAAUUAAAUCUGUCCUUGUAUGCUUAAAUAAAUGGCAAGAACGAUGGAACUUAAAAUUUCAUGUGACUGGGAAACGUAUUGUUGCAAAUGUUGAAAUUGUCACAAUAUCUAGUUCAAUUUGAUAUAAUUGGGUUCUUGAAUCUUGAUUUAGGCCUUUUCC